This is a messenger RNA of Rotaria sp. Silwood1, 1101 nucleotides long. The record is from the annotation of a GenBank genome assembly. Lineage: Eukaryota; Metazoa; Rotifera; Eurotatoria; Philodinida; Philodinidae.
AUGGUUGGUCCAGUACAAAGCGAAGAAUCAUCGUUAAGUCCUAACAUAGAUAAUACUCAACAACAACAACAUUAUCGACUUCAAUUACUAGCACAGGCUGUUGAAAAAGUAGAAAGUGAGUGUUCACAAAAAGCACUUACUGCAACAACAUCUGCUCCUAAAAAACAACAAAAUCAAAUUCCAAUCGAUUCUCUUUCCAUGACAUCAUCAUCAUCACAACAACAACAAGAGUUAUUAAUGCAAUUACUUGCUCAACAAAAUGUUGCUGCAGUGAUGGCUGCUGCGGCAGCGGCAGCAGCAGCACAACGUCAAGUUCAACAACAUAAAUUAGAACCAAUAUCUCCACCAUCAACAUCAUCAGCAUCAUCAACAGCUGAAAGUCCAAUAGAUUUUUCUUCUCGUCGUUCAACAGAUGAUAUCAAUGAAUGUUCAACACCAAUAUCAUUAUCACCAUUACCAAAUCAACCACAACAAAUUAUUUCAACAAUGUUACAAAAUCUUCAAUCAUCAAAUAAUUAUCCAUUUUUAUUAACAAAUAAAAAUGGUAAACCAACACGACCAUUUAAAGCUUAUCCACGUGAACCAUUAAUGUUACCACUUGGAUUUUGUCCUAGUACAACAUCGGAACAAACAAAUAUUUUUGCUGAAGCAGCUAGUCGUGCAACAGCUAAUCGAAAACGACUUACUCAAACACAAGAACGUCUUAAACAACGUUUACAACAACAGCAACAACAACAACAACAACAACAACAAUUAUUAAGUACAACACAUUUUAUAUCAUCAUCUGGUACACAAAUUUUACAACCACCAAAAAAACGACAUCGAAUGAUGGAAAAUCCAAUAACAAAUGAUGAAAAAAUUAUAUCUAAUGAACAAAAUGAUGAUACAAAUAAUGCAAUCAAAGAUGAUACAUAUUGGGAACGGCGAAGAAAAAAUAAUGAAGCUGCUAAACGUAGUCGUGAUGCAAGACGUGCUAAAGAAGAUGAAAUUGCUUUAAGAGCAGCAAUUUUAGAACAAGAAAAUAUUAAAUUACGUCUUGAAUUAUCACAACUAAAACAAGAAACGGCUAAAUUGCGGUGUAUGAUUCAUGCAUCUUCAUAG